CUGCGGUAGAUGUGCUGAGGCUGGAGUAGCCACCAUUUUGCAUGUCUUGUGUGUUCCUCCCUCCAUUGCUAAUAGAGACGAUUCCAGUCAUUUUCUGGCAUCAUUACGGCUAAGAAUGCCAGCUCCGAUCAGACUGCGGGAGCUGAUCCGGACUAUCCGGACAGCGCGGACCCAGGCAGAGGAGCGUGAGAUGAUCCAGAAAGAGUGCGCCGCCAUCCGCUCAUCCUUCAGAGAGGAAGACAAUACGUACCGUUGCAGAAAUGUGGCGAAGCUACUCUAUAUGCACAUGCUGGGCUACCCAGCACACUUUGGGCAGCUGGAGUGCCUGAAGCUGAUUGCGUCCCAGAAGUUCACUGACAAACGAAUAGGCUAUUUGGGAGCCAUGCUGCUGUUGGAUGAGAGGCAGGACGUCCACCUACUAAUGACAAAUUGCAUCAAGAAUGAUUUGAAUCACAGCACACAGUAUGUCCAGGGUCUGGCCUUGUGUACAUUAGGCUGCAUGGGCUCCUCAGAAAUGUGUCGUGACCUGGCAGGGGAGGUAGAGAAGCUGCUUAAAACAUCCAACUCCUACUUGAGGAAAAAAGCAGCAUUGUGUGCAGUCCACGUCAUCAGGAAGGUCCCAGAACUCAUGGAAAUGUUCCUUCCAGCCACAAAAAACCUGCUGAGCGAGAAGAACCACGGUGUUCUCCACACAUCAGUUGUCCUCCUGACUGAGAUGUGUGAAAGAAGUCCUGACAUGCUAGCGCACUUCAGAAAGAAUGAGAAGCUGGUUCCACAGUUGGUGAGAAUCCUGAAGAACCUAAUAAUGUCUGGCUACUCUCCUGAGCACGACGUGUCGGGCAUCAGCGACCCUUUCCUGCAGGUGCGGAUAUUGAGACUACUGCGGAUUUUAGGCAAGAGUGACGACGACUCCAGUGAAGCAAUGAAUGACAUCCUUGCACAGGUGGCAACAAACACAGAGACAAGUAAAAAUGUAGGCAAUGCAAUCCUGUACGAGACGGUGCUGACUAUAAUGGACAUCAAGUCUGAAAGCGGACUGAGAGUCUUGGCCAUCAACAUACUAGGUCGCUUCCUGCUAAACAACGACAAAAAUAUAAGAUACGUGGCAUUGACUUCUCUACUAAAGACGGUACAAACAGACCACAAUGCAGUGCAGAGACAUCGGAGCACCAUUGUGGAUUGUUUAAAAGACCUGGAUGUGUCCAUCAAGAGACGUGCGAUGGAGCUGAGCUUUGCCCUGGUGAACGGCAACAACAUUAGAGGCAUGAUGAAAGAGCUGCUCUACUUCCUGGACUCGUGUGACCCUGAAUUCAAGGCCGACUGUGCAUCAGGAGUCUUUCUAGCUGCAGAGAAGUAUGCCCCUUCAAAAAGAUGGCACAUAGACACCAUUAUGAGAGUCCUGACAACAGCGGGGAGCUACGUGCGAGACGACUCAGUUCCCAACCUCAUCCAGCUCAUCACAAACAGUGUGGAGAUGCACGCCUAUACAGUACAGAGACUUUACAAAGCACUGCUGGACGACAUUUCACAGCAACCUCUGGUGCAGGUAGCAUCCUGGUGCAUAGGAGAGUACGGCGACCUGUUAGUGUCUGGGCAGUGUGAAGAGGAAGAGCCCAUUCAGGUGACUGAGGAUGAAGUUCUGGAUGUGCUGGAAGGCCUCCUGGUGUCCAACCUGUCCACACCUGUGACCCGGGGUUACUCCCUCACCGCCAUCAUGAAGCUGUCUACACGUUUCAGUAGUGUAAACCGAAUCAAAAAGGUGGUUUCGAUAUACGGCAGCAGCAUCGACGUGGAGCUGCAGCAGAGGGCUGUGGAGUACAAUGCGCUUUUCAAGAAAUAUGACCACAUGAGGCCGGCUCUCUUGGAGCGAAUGCCCAUCAUGGAGAAAUCGGCUUCCAACGGCCCCACAGAGAUCGUGCAGACGAAUGGCGAGACGGAGCCCUCUGUCGUGGAGCCCAAACAUCCACCGCCGGUCAGCCAGCCCACCAACCAGGCUAACGAUUUGUUAGACUUGCUGGGCGGAAACGAUGUGCCAGUCAUCCAGACCUCGAUGCCCACCAAGCCUGCCUCAGCUGGAGGAGAGCUGCUCGACCUGCUGGGUGACCUCUCGCUAAGUGGCGGUCCAGCCCCUACUCCUGCUCCCUCAGUGCCCACCCCCCAACCCCCUUUCCUCCUGGAUGGCCUCUCCUCACAGCCCCUCUUUAAUGACAUUGCAGCUGCAGGUAUUCCACCCAUGACGGCAUACAACAAGAACGGCCUGAAAAUAGACUUCACGUUUGAGAGAGCAAACCCCAACCCAAACAUCGCCGUCAUCACCAUCCAUGCAUCCAACACAACAGAGGCAGACAUGACAGACUUUGUUUUCCAGGCUGCAGUACCAAAGACAUUCCAGCUGCAGCUCCUCUCCCCUAGCAGUAAUGUUGUCCCAGCACUCAACCAGGGAACGGUCACACAGGUCAUCAGAGUCCUUAACCCACAGAAGCAACAGCUACGAAUGAGGAUCAAGCUGACGUACACCCACAAAGGCACGGCUGUACAGGACCUGGCUGAGGUCAAUAACUUCCCCCCUCAGUCCUGGCAGUGAUGAGCCGCUCCCGCCGCUCCUCAGAGCCCCUCCAAGGGAACUAUGGAAACGAUUUUUUUUCCUCUCACCUCCCACCUUUCUUCCAACGGAUCCCCUGUGACGUCCCUGCAGACCGCUGCCCUCGAGUUGCAUGGGAAGCAGCAGAGCAUUGAACGCAGGAGCAAAAUCCAGAUGUUUCGGAGACCCUACUGACUAUCGACAUCACCAGACGAAUUGGGGGGGGGAAAAAAACCCGAACAUAUCAAUCAGUCAGCUUUUAUUUCUCUCUUAAUCAGUUUUCCACAAUCUCUUUGCUUCUUAUUAGUCAUGUUUUUCCUUCCGCCCAGAUCCACGAACACCCACUAAAGCACACAUGCACACCUUCCACUGCGGUGUACUUUAUCUCUCGGCUCACCGGAGAGACAAACGUACCCGCAGUCACCACAGUUUGAAAAUGCAGUUCUCCCUUGACAUUUGCGAUUGGCUUUGGAUUAAUUUCAUUUUCUUUGGUACAAGCUAUAAGUCCUAUGGCGGCAGUGGCUUGGAAAGUUUUUUUUCUUUCUUUCAGUGCAGUCAUAAACUCCUGAGUUGACCCUGUUUUCGACCCUCCGCACCCCCAAUGAUGAUAUGACUUGUCAGAGUUGUAUUCAUUUUGAAUUACAUUAAUUUGGACGAGGCAUGUUUGAGCAGCGUCAGGAUCACAAUCGCACCUGGACUUGUUGCUCGAGGAGGAUUUUUCUGAGUUUGGCCGUAGGCCUCUCGAUCUUAUGUUUCGAUAAGAUCCAGCUGGAUUCGUUCGGCCACUGCAUUAAGACCACGUAGAGAUCCAGGAUGGCCUCUUUGACCACCUGUAGUGGGUUUCACAGAACGUGCUCAGACUUUUUUUCUGCACUCUCAUCUCCUCUGCAGUAAAGUGAUGGCUUGAGAUCUGUAUCAUAAACUCAAACGGUUAAUUGCUUUGCAUAUGACGAAGAUGUUUAUUCAUUAGGAUGGAUGCAACCCAGGCCUGGAAGUUAGCCGUGCAAACAGGUCUGUUGCAUUUAUGUUAGAGAUCCACACCUGUGUCCUCACUGUCACUUGUAAUUUAGUUACAUUUCAGAUUUGUUUAACCUGGUUGAACUUGGUCACCAUGCACAUACAUGUAAAUUAAGCUUGUUAUGAAUGUAGUUACAUGCACUGAAUGCUUUUUUUUUCUCUCUCUCUCUCCCCCCCUCCUUCCUCUAAUUCUUCGUUUUCAUGUCUUCUCUGAUGGGGACGUUCAUCCCUCCGGCACUAUUUUUGUGAAAGUAUGGUUUUUUUUUGUUUUUUUUUCUGCAGUAAUUUCACUUAAUUUAUGCCUGAUAUCAAAGUGAUGUGCCUUUCUGACUUAGCUAGAUAAAAGCCCCGAACUAUUGAGUUCUGUAUGAGCUUUGUUUGUAAGUCUGCUUGUGUGAUGGCGGUGUUUUCACUCGGAUGGAAGCGACCCUGACCGAUUUGAAUUCGUGUCACUUCAUUUAAAUCUUAACAUCUCACUUGUAAACGCUCACCCAUCGGAUGUCCACAGCAGCGUUUUUUUUUGUUUUUUUUGUCUCGAAUUUGGCAAAAAAUUUAAUUUGAUAGCAGAUCGUUUCUUCAGUGUGGCUGAACUUCCAUUAAAGUCAUAUUUUUGGAGAUUAUUAUAAACAAAUCCUCAAACAAAGCUAAUCUGAAAAAUUAAAGGCAGCUAAUUAAUGUAAACUUUCCCAAAACUGGCAACAAGAUUUCAAGUCUUUUCGGAAUAUUUGAAUGUCAUACAGACAUCCCCCCCCCCCUCGUCCCACAUACAUUAACGAAAGGUGAAAAGUGAGUUUGGCUCGCCGGAUGAGGUACAGGAAGAGGUAGUUCGGCAGUGAAGAGCUUGAUGCUCUUCUUUAAAUCAGAAUUCUGACCACUUUGUUGGCGCAGGAACCUUAAUACCUCACAGCGUGUUCAGUUAACUUUUUGUUUAGAAGCAUUUUUGUGAUCGGGGGGAGUAUCUGCAUGAGAGAACCCAGCAGCAGUCUUUACAUCUCAUCACUUCACCACCUUGGCGGCCCCGCGAUGCUGUGUUCAAUCAGGCUCUCUAAUUCUUUUCACUAUGCUUCACUAUCUUCUAACUUCUGUGACCAAAAUCAGAGAGACUAUUAGCUUUGGAAAUAUUUUUGAGCUAUGAUAUGUGUAUAUGGAGAAAAUUAUUUCAGUUGAACUUUUUUUCUGUUGACAAAUGCUAUAUUGGCUUUUUUCUGUACAUAUUGAGGGCUUUUACAGUUUUGUCUUAUACUAUCUUUCAUCCUUUUUUUAGAUACCAUUUUCUAAAAAUUUCCAAUUAUUCACAAUGUAUAUUGUCUAAAUAGCUCUAGUCAGCAUUGGUCGAUCGAGACUUCCCUGUAUCAUCGUUCACUCAUUGUAAAAGAUUAAUGAUCUGCUGCCUGUACAUUGUAUAUAGUUGUAAAACAAACGCUGAUCAGAAUAAAUAAAACCCACACGAAGACUUAAAAGAUUAGCUAGGAAGUAUAAUUGUAUGCAUAUAUGUACAAAAAAAAAAAAAAAA
Molecule: messenger RNA, 5111 nt
Organism: Salarias fasciatus (jewelled blenny)
Lineage: Eukaryota; Metazoa; Chordata; Actinopteri; Blenniiformes; Blenniidae
Gene: ap1g1
Product: adaptor related protein complex 1 subunit gamma 1
Exons: 24
Coding region: 116-2584 (822 amino acids)
Biological process (GO): intracellular protein transport; vesicle-mediated transport
Cellular component (GO): membrane coat; AP-1 adaptor complex; Golgi apparatus
Source: RefSeq, a predicted model, not a curated record